Messenger RNA from Vigna unguiculata (cowpea), 1007 nucleotides. Its product is annotated as mediator of RNA polymerase II transcription subunit 7a-like. Gene Ontology annotation, molecular function: transcription coregulator activity. Gene Ontology annotation, biological process: regulation of transcription by RNA polymerase II. Gene Ontology annotation, cellular component: core mediator complex; mediator complex. The record is from RefSeq and is a predicted model, not a curated record. Lineage: Eukaryota; Viridiplantae; Streptophyta; Magnoliopsida; Fabales; Fabaceae.
ACCCAUUAACCCCUUAUUGUCCGCAUCAAAGACCUUCUUUGCUUUACCACCGCAGGGGUUGCGGCGGAAGAUUGCCGGCGGUCGUGGGUGUAGACUCAGACCACCAUUUUGGACCGGUUCUCUUCGACGGAGGGAUAAAAAGCUCGCCGGUCGCCGGUUUCCAUCGUGAAAUUGAGAAGUUUAAAAGGUUUUAAUUAUGGCAACGGCGACAUACCCUCCACCGCCACCUUUUUACAGGCUUUACAAAGAUUACUUGCAAGAUCCUAAGUCUGCUCCCGAGCCUCCGCCGCCUAUUGAAGGGACUUACGUUUGUUUUGGAGGCAAUUACACGACUAGUGAUGUUCUACCAAGCUUGGAAGAACAAGGGGUGCGCCAGCUCUAUUCUAAGGGGCCUAAUGUUGAUUUCAAGAAGGAGCUGAGGUCACUCAAUGGAGAGUUGCAACUACAUGUCUUGGAGCUUGCUGAUAUUCUUAUUGAGAGACCUUCACAGUAUGCAAGGAGAGUCGAAGAAAUAUCUACUGUAUUCAAAAACUUACAUCACCUUUUAAAUUCAUUGCGUCCUCAUCAGGCUAGAGCAACUCUGAUUCACAUUUUGGAACUUCAGAUACAACGCCGUAAACAAGCAGUGGAGGACAUAAAGAGGAGGAGAGAAGAAGCACGACGGCUCCUUAACGAGUCCUUGGCAACACUUGAUGGUCACUAGAGCGUUCUCAAUCUUGUAUCCACAGCAAGAAUCAACUGAUGAAGUUAAUUUUAGAAUAGAUUUUAGCAAAUGAUGAAAAGAUUAAAACAAGAAAUUUGAUGAAAGCUGUUUUGCAGCUUGUGUAGAGAUAUUAGAAUUAGAAGAAUUGUGUGAGUGUUGCUACUAUCCUUAUAAAUAUUCAGUGUAUGGAAGUCUGAACUGUCAAUGUACGAUAGUAGUGGGACGAAUUUGCCUCUAUUGAAUAUUAUUUAAAUAAUAUUAUAGUACCAUCUUUAUGAGAACAGCACAUUAUCAGAUUUCAGGA